This is a messenger RNA of Musa acuminata AAA Group (dessert banana), 2415 nucleotides long. Its product is annotated as chaperone protein dnaJ GFA2, mitochondrial-like. Lineage: Eukaryota; Viridiplantae; Streptophyta; Magnoliopsida; Zingiberales; Musaceae. Gene Ontology annotation, cellular component: cytoplasm. Bases 600 to 1553 code for a protein of 317 amino acids. Gene Ontology annotation, biological process: protein refolding. Gene Ontology annotation, molecular function: heat shock protein binding. The record is from RefSeq and is a predicted model, not a curated record. The transcript is spliced from 16 exons.
AACUUUUGAUGAGGGAGUUUGAUGAAUCAUCGAUAGGCUAACCAAAUAGUAAAUUUUACUUCUUUAUCACACUCGAUGAUAUAGAUGAGUGAUCUAUGUCUUCGCUUUGACCCUAAAAUCUAUCUUAAUAAUUCAAUUAUUUACUUGAUAAUCUUUCCCAAAUGUGAUUUAUCCAAACUGAUCAAUUCUUAUUUAUCAUUAUAUUUUUUUUAUAAUUUUUAUAUUUAAUAUGUCUGAUAUAAUAUUUUAUAAUUAUUUGUAUUUUAAAAAUAUUAAAAUUGAUCUAUCAAUCUUCUGUAGAGCAGACUACAGGAAGACAUCUCCAGCGUUUUCUUCUUCCCCAAGAACAGAACAUAUAUUCUCUACUCCCCACUAAUAUUUUACUGAAGUUUUGUCUUCCAUUUUGUAUACCCUAAUUGCCCCUCUCCAAUUAACCUUUCUCCACCACAGAAGCUCCCCGCGGUCCCUUCCGGUUCUCGAGCUCCUCAACUCGACCAACCUUGCCUUCCCUCGCACCUCUCUUCCGCCUCUUUUAAGCCCGUAGUUUGAUGUCGAACACCUGCAACUAGAGGCCCUGAGACCUAGCCGGCUCUCCUUCGAUGAGGCCCCACGCCGCCCGCCUCGGCUUCUGGUUCGCCCGCAGGUCCCUCGGAUCGAAACUCCUCGAUGAAUCGACAACCGCCGCUGCGUUGGACGGCGCAUCGGCCCGGUUCGUUUCCUGGGCUUGCAGCUCGUCUCGGAGUGUCGUAAACGAAAAUUGCGAAGCAGCGAAUCUUACGAAGGGGAUUAUUAAUGGAGCGUUUCAGUGGCACUUUGUCCCGAGCAGGUCGUUUCAUGGUACACGGUCAGUGUCUGCAAAGGAUUACUAUGAUGUACUUGGUGAUAAUAAGAAUGCAAGCGCUUCUGAUAUCAAAAAAGCCUACCAUGCGCUUGCUAAGAAGCUCCAUCCUGACACAAACAAAGAUGAUGCUGGUGCAGAAAGAAAAUUCCAAGAAGUGCAAUGCGCAUAUGAUGUUUUGAAGGAUGAGGAUAAACGAAGGUUAUAUAAUCAGGUUGGUCCAGAUGCAUUUGAACAAGUUGCAGCUGGAGGUGGUCCCGGUCCUAAUGGACCAUUUGGAGGAGCUGGGUUUGGGAAUCCAUUUGAAGAUAUAUUUGGUGGUGCUGGAGGAUUCAACGAUUUUUUCAGAAGCAUGUUCAGAGAGAGAGAAUUUGGAGGACAAGAUGUUGAGGUUUCUCCUGAAAUUUCAUUCAUGGAAGCAGUUCAAGGGUGUUCCAAGAUUGUGACUUUCCAAACUGCUGUAACUUGUGAAUCAUGUGGUGGUGCUGGCAUCCCUCCUGGAACAAAGCCUGAAACCUGUAGAGCCUGCAGAUCUGGAAUGACUUUCAUGCAAAACGGCUCCUUCAGGCCGCAGUCAACAUGUUCACAAUGUGGUGGAUCAGGGAGGGCUGUCAAAAGCCUAUGCAAGUCAUGCAGAGGACAGCGAGCUGUGAAAGGUGUGAAGUCAGUUAAGCUGGAUGUGGUACCUGGAGCGGAUGACAAUGAUGCUAUGUAAGUUUAUAGAAGUGGGGGUGCAGAUCCUGGUGGCAAUCAACCUGGUGAUCUUUAUGUUACUAUCAAGGUGAGGGAGGACCCUGUUUUCCGGAGAGAGAAAGAAGACAUUCAUGUUGAUGCUGUCUUAAGUGUCACUCAGGAAUAAAGAUGAGGAACAGUUCCUACUAUGGGGACCAAUAUGUUCACUUUAACGUAACCGUACCAGUCAAUUUAACACAGAGACAGCAGAUGUUAAUCGAGGAAUUUGCCAAAGAGGAACAACACGAACAUGAAAAAGGAUCCACAGCAGCUGCAGGAGCAUCAGGAUAAUAUUAUCCCACAGCUUCCACACAUGUUCAGGCUAAAACCACUUUGUUCUUCAAUGAAGAACAAUGGACCUUCUGCUUUAGGUCUAUAUAUAUAUAUAUAUAUAUAUAUAUAUAUAUAUAUAUAUAUAUAUAUAUAUAUAGUUUCAAUCAGUGUAUUUAUAGUUGGAGCUAAUAUAAUCAAAUCAUGGACAACAUGCCUAGCAAAGCUGGGAUUUUGUACACCGAGUAGGCAAUGGAAGCAAGCACAAGGUUCUGGUGUCUGUCCAUGAUUGUUCAAUAAAUAUGUUUGUGUUGCAAAGUGUUUCCAAAGCAUCUCAUUAUUAGUUUGGCAAAUUAAAUUUUGGAUAAAGCUAUUCAUUUUUUAGCUAUAACCUGCUUUUCUUUUUUACUUAUCAGAUGUGUUGGUUUUAUUUCUCUGAAAUUGUUUGUGGUCGAGAUCAGUCUUUUCGGCAUUUCAUUUUGAUCUCCCAAGAGUUGAUGUACUUCCAACCAGUUGUGUAAGAAACAAAUAGCAUUUGCUGGUCUUGUAGAAAGCAUCAUAACAAAGCAUUUUGU